Molecule: messenger RNA, 2496 nt
Organism: Megalopta genalis
Lineage: Eukaryota; Metazoa; Arthropoda; Insecta; Hymenoptera; Halictidae
Gene: DCTN4-p62
Product: dynactin subunit 4
Cellular component (GO): dynactin complex
Source: RefSeq, a predicted model, not a curated record
ACAUUAUGUAUCAGUAAAAAGAGCAAUUGUUUAAGCCAGGGCUCGGAAUUAAUUGUACAUGACAGAAACGGAGCAUUUUCGGAGAUUGCUCUUAAAUAAGAUGCAAGAGAGAUCUUACAAAAGGGAUCUACGAAAAUGCUCUGACUCUGUCAUGUGCAGUAUUUAUGCGAAUUAAAGUUUGUUCUCCAUUUUGGCAACUAUGAACGGCACGGGCUCCUCGGUCCAUAUAUAUUUAUUUAUCAAAUUUAUUGUUUAUUGAUAAAAUUGUCGCUCGUGGGAGAUUGAGCAGUUAGAGUUACAUGGAAAAGCACGUUUUAUGCAUUAUUUCAGAAAUUUUGUGUGAAAUUGAAGGUCUCCAACCUUUCAUAAAAGUCCCUAGGCGUCUUUAAAGAGUUUUUUUUUUAUAUUUCUCGAAAAGAAUAAGCGAGCAAUUAAAAGUAAACGGUGAGCAAUUAUGGGCAAUUAAAGAGCAAUUUUUUGAGCUAUGUUUCAUUAAUAUUGGUUAUUAUGGUGAGCCAGCUUCAGACAGGCCUGAACUUGAACCUGAAGAAAGACCAGAAAGACUGAGACUGGAAGAGAAAUUGUUCGAAGUUCGACUCCUCAACAGUGAAUAUCGUUAUUUUCUUGUAGAUAAAAUUACAAUUUAAUCCACAAUUAUGUCAUAUCUAAAUCAACCCGAUUACGUGCGUUACGUUUGUAAUUGUGGAUCUUUGAAACCAAUAUCACAAACUUAUUUUUGUAGACACUGUUCGAAAAUACGAUGCGGCUACUGUAACUGUCAAGAAAUUGACACACAUUAUUGUCCUAAUUGCAUGGAAAAUUAUCCAUUUGUGGAAGCACGACUCAAGAAGAAUAAAUGUUCAAAUUGUUUUGAAUGUCCUUGUUGCUUUCAUACCUUGUCUACGAGAGCAGGGCACGUGCCCUUUAAGACAGUGCUUCCCAAAGGAGAAGAAUCCAAAGAUGCUAAAACGCCACCAAAGAAAUUUUACUACCUAUUUUGUUCAUUGUGUAGAUGGACUUCUAGGGAUGCUGGUAUUCCUGACCAAACUGUUGCUACCGGUGGUUGGCCUGAACAAGAAAAUCCACAUUUAGGACGAAUUAAUGCCUUAAUUGAUUAUCAUAAAAUAUUGGCUUCCAUAGAGAAGCAAGAAUGGGAGAAGAAGAUUCGACCAAAGUGUCCUUUUAUGCAUGUAAACUACUUUCUUACAAUUUUUAUUUUGAACUCUUAUUUUACUAUCGAAAGUGUGCAUUUGAUUUAUUUUGUUCGACUUCAGGCCUAUUCUAUAAUAUCGUUGGCUCGCAAACGGAUUGUUUAUCCUACACAUACUCCAGGUAAAAACCAAUCUAGCGAUCAACCUCCACCAUCUAUUGCUAGCGAAAAUGUGGAAGAACUGCCAGCAAACAUAUUUACAGACCCAGUGGAUAUAACUAAAAUUACUACAUUGGAACAAAGGUUACAACAUUUGGAGGUUCAAGCGGAAAACGUGAAUGAAUUACGCCCGCAGCGCCGAAAAUAUUUAGUUAAGAGAUCACAACGUUGCAGAGCAUGCGAGCACAGUGUUAAUAAACCAGAUCUCUGCCCACAGUCCACCAAAUUCAAGAUUCAGCUUGCUGCAUAUUAUCAUGUACCAGAGGUGAGAAUUGUUACUUGUGAACCAUUGAGACCAGGUAAAACGAGCGAACUGCUUUUGAAAUUUUGUAAUCCAACUCAACAUCAAACUCAAAUAACACUGCUACCAUUGGCUACACCAAUGACUCCUGUUGAAGUUACAUCCGAGAAAGAAGAUGUAAAAGAAGAAAACGUGCAACAGGAUUCAGAGUCCUCAAAUUUAUUGCCAUCCAUCGUACGGCAAAUGGCUAUUGCGGAAGAAACUAAACCCAUAAAAGUUAUUCCAAACGCGGACGUACUUUUGCCUCAGGCUUCUCUGAUACUUCCACCUAGAGAUGACGCCGCUGAAUAUGAUGAUACAGGCGACACUCAUAACUUUCAAGAUGAUCCUAAACUUUUUAAUUUCGAAUCCUCUACAAAGGCUUGUAGUUUGGCGAAAAGGUAAUAAGACGGUAAUAAAAAUCCAUGUAACUCCAUACAAGAGUUUGGAGGAACACGAAGAAAAUGAACCAAUCAUUAUUGGGUUUGUUAUGCAGUACGAACACGUCAACACAAUUACAACGCUAGAAAAUAAAGCGCCUAAGAAGCUGGAUCUAAAGGUGAAAUUGUAUCUCACUGUGGGAAACAUUGUCGGCAAUGCUUAAUGCAAGUUCGAUUUUUAGUAGAAACUAUUUCAGCAUGAAUUAUGAUAGCUUUCAUAUUAUGUAAUUCGCGGAUAAAAAAUAAUGAACUGAUUUAAAUUAAUUUUCCUUAAAUUUCCUUUAAAAUAUUUGUAUCUUUCCUUAGCAAUAAGAAAUGUUUAGUUUAGAGCAAACCCUAACUGUGUUAUCUAUAUGUUACACACGUCAGGGGAAUACAAAAAUAUAAUGCAAUGAUAUAUUUUUAAA